Nilaparvata lugens (brown planthopper) is the source of this 2106-nucleotide messenger RNA. RefSeq names its product endocuticle structural glycoprotein ABD-4-like. The record is from RefSeq and is a predicted model, not a curated record. Gene Ontology annotation, molecular function: structural constituent of chitin-based larval cuticle. NCBI's taxonomy places the organism in Eukaryota, Metazoa, Arthropoda, Insecta, Hemiptera, Delphacidae. The transcript is spliced from 2 exons. The coding region runs from base 95 to 517 and encodes 140 amino acids. Gene Ontology annotation, cellular component: chitin-based extracellular matrix.
AUUCACACUUUGUCAAUCUGCCAGAGUCUAGCGACAAGCAAAAACCAUUUAUUGAUUAUUUACCUCUCUGCAAAUAGUUCGGAGAGCACCUAAAAUGUACGCACUCAUAUCAUUUUGCUGUUUAGCCAGCUUGGCCGCUGCCAUGCCACAGUUUCAGGGGCAAUUCGCUCCCUCGGCAGGUUUUGCCCCUUCGGCAGGUUUUGCCCCUUCGGCCGGUUUUGCCCCCUCACAAUACCAGACUGCACCCGCUCUGUCACGAUCCGAACAACAUGAUGAGGCCGGACAGUAUGUCUCCAGCUACUCAACUAUCGAUGGGCAACGAGUGGACGAAACUGGGACCUUGAAGCAGACCCCGGAUGGCACGGAUUAUGUCCUAGUGAAGCAAGGCAGUUACUCGUACACCUCACCCGAGGGCACGCCCGUGCAGGUCGCCUACACAGCUGACGAGAACGGUUUCCAUCCUGAGAGCCCCAACAUCCCUGUUGCUCCUCCACCGCCCUCAACUACUAGGUUCUAGACAAUCCUGAAAACAUCAUCCUCCACCAUUCAACAAACAUACAGUCCGGGUCCUGCAGGUUUGCCAAUCGGCGGAAGGCCCACUAGACUACAUUACUACCCGUUCAAAAACAUCGAACUUUCCAUAAGCAACAGAUGAUCUUCUCAAAACCAACGUGUUGCACCUGGAGAGAUACACAAAAAGCUUCAUUGUAUCUUUCUGUAAGCAACAGAUUCUCUUCUGUAUCUUCUCAAAAGCAACGUGUUGCAUCCAAAAAUAUAUACAGGAGGCUUCAUAAGCAACAGAUGAUCUUCUCAAAACCAACAUGUCGCUCCUGAAAAGAUACAUAAGGAGCUUCAAUGUAACUUUCUGUAAGCAACAGAUGCUGUUAUGUAUCUUCUCGAAAGCAACGUGUUGCAUCCAAAAAUAUACACAGGAGGCUCCAAUGUAUCUUUCCAUAAGCAGCAGAUGAUCUUCUCAAAAUCAACGUGUUGCAACGGAUAGAUACACAAGGAGCUUCAAUGUAUCUUUCUGUAAGCAACAGAUGCUGUUAUGUGUCUUCUAAGAAGCUACGUGUUGCAUCCUAAGAGAUGCACAGGAGGAUUCAAUGUAUCUUUCCAUAAGCAACAGAUGAUCUUCUCAAAACCAACGUGUUGCAACUGGAGAGAUACACAAGGAGCUUCAAUGUAUGUUUCUGUAAGCAACAGAUGCUGCUAUGUAUCUUAUCGAAAGCAACGUGUUGCAUCCAAAAAUAUACACAGGAGGCUUCAAUGUAUCUUUCCAUAAGCAACAGAUGAUCUUCUCAAAAUCAACUUGUUGCAUCGGGAAAGAUACACAAGGAGCUUCAAUGUAUCUUUCUGUAAGCAACAGAUGCUGUUAUGUAUCUUCUCGAAAGCAACGUGUUGCAUCCAAAAAUUUACACAGGAGGCUUCAAUGUAUCUUUCCAUAGGCAACAGAUGAUGUUCUGUAUCUUCUCAAAAGCGACGUGUUGCAUCCGAAGAGAUACACAAGAAGCUUCAAUGUAUCUUUCCAUAAGCAACAGAUGCUGUUCUGUAUCUUCUCAAAAGCAACGUAUUGCAUCCGAAAAACACACAUGAUUAGGUAACUUGAGAUAGUAACCGAAUUUGUUGUAAAUUUAAUUAGUAAUCUUUAAGAUUAAAUUCAGUGUGAAAAUAUGUUCUAGGCGAUAAAGUAGCCUUAACAAUGUACUUUAAAAAUUAUUGCUCAAGAUGGGACCCAUAUUGAACUAGAUUCUCCCAAUAAAACUUCCAAACUUUCUCAUCAAUGAAAUCAUCGAUGUACAGAUCUCAUUGGACCAGCAUUGAUGAACCUGUCAACAAGUCGUGAGCUUGGAUUAACCCUUCAUCAUUCCCAAAAUGGAAUCAAAUCUGAUACUUGAUGUAUGGUAAAUCUGAUUGAAAAUGCAAGCCAAAUUCUAAAAAUGUAUUCUUUCCAAAUCCCUUUUCAAAUUUUAUGUAAGACGAAGCGAGUCCUUAUUGUACAGUAGACGACUACAUAUAUUGAAAUUAUUGUAGAUCUUAGAAUAUAUUUAUUAAUUUUGUGAUAAUUUAAUAAAACUAUUUUCAUGAAAGUAAAUCUUUCCGUAAUGA